CCGACCCAUCCCUUUCCCUAUUCAAUUCUUCUUUCUCCUCCUUCUCCUGUCAUUGAUCACUAUAUAUAAUCUGGAAGUUAAACAGAUUUCAGAGAGAGAAAAAAAAAAAACCCACAGAAGAGAGAAACAAUGUCUGGGUCAGAACAAAUUUCGCUAUUCGAUUGUCCAAGAUUAGUAGCCAAUAAGGUCUUAGCCAAGCCGCAACGCGAGGGUGAUGGGGCUGUUGUUAGGAGAAGUAUUGGAAGGUAUAGAAGAAGGCCUGAGCUUAAAUAUGUGGAUCCUUUCCUCAUGUUGGAUGAAUUCACAGUUUCACCUCCUGCUGGAUUUCCCGAUCACCCACACAGAGGUUUCGAGACGGUCACAUACAUGUUGCAGGGGGCUUUCACUCAUCAGGAUUUUGCAGGGCAUAAAGGAACAAUCCAAACAGGAGAUGUGCAGUGGAUGACUGCCGGUAGAGGGAUAAUUCAUUCGGAAAUGCCAGCAGGAGACGGAGUUCAAAGGGGUUUGCAACUCUGGAUCAAUCUAGCCUCAAAAGAUAAAAUGAUCGAACCGAGGUACCAAGAGCUGCUUAGUGAGGACAUUGCAAGGGCAGAGAAAGAUGGGGUUGAAGUCAGAGUUAUAGCAGGAGAAGCAAUGGGAGUCCAGUCUCCAGUUUACACCCGAACGCCGACAAUGUAUCUCGAUUUCACUCUAAAACCGGGAGCCCAGCUGCACCAAAGCAUUCCCGAGUCCUGGAACUCCUUCGUGUAUCUAAUCGAAGGUGAAGGGGUCUUUGCCUCCUUCAACUCGUCUCCAGUAACGGCCCACCACGUCUUGGUGAUGGGUCCCGGAGAUGGUCUCAGCGCAUGGAACAAGUCAUCAAAGUCGUUGAGAUUCGUGUUGAUCGGAGGGCAGCCCCUCGGCGAACCGGUGGUUCAGUAUGGACCCUUUGUGAUGAACACGCAAGCCGAAAUUGAGCAGACUAUUGAAGACUAUCAGCACUUCAAGAAUGGUUUUGAGAUGGCUAAGUAUUGGAGAUCUCAAUCAAUGGGUUCAAGAUUCGAUGGAUAACGACUAGUAGAAUUUUUUCGAAACGUACUCCAGACUCGUUCGAUGCAUGUGGAGCCUUGUGCAUUGAACAGUUCCGGACACAGUUGUAUGUGUGGCAUUGCUGUAAUUUUUUAUAGCAAUAAAAUAUGAAAAUUGAAUUUUA
Molecule: messenger RNA, 1192 nt
Organism: Rhododendron vialii
Lineage: Eukaryota; Viridiplantae; Streptophyta; Magnoliopsida; Ericales; Ericaceae
Product: pirin-like protein
Exons: 7
Coding region: 130-1050 (306 amino acids)
Source: RefSeq, a predicted model, not a curated record